This is a messenger RNA of Penicillium arizonense, 399 nucleotides long. RefSeq lists its product as uncharacterized. The record is from RefSeq and is a predicted model, not a curated record. Bases 1 to 399 code for a protein of 132 amino acids. The transcript has 2 exons. NCBI's taxonomy places the organism in Eukaryota, Fungi, Ascomycota, Eurotiomycetes, Eurotiales, Aspergillaceae.
AUGUCCUCUCACGCGCCCGACCGGGCAAGCAAUAACGAUCCUAGUCAUGAACCCACCGAGCCCACACAAGUCGAGUCUGACUUCUGUGGCGAGGCUUUUCCCGCUCAUACCGCCCCGCAAGAAGCUCAACUCACUGCCGAAGAAGAGAUGAUUAUCCUGCUCAUGCACCCUCUCAUUCCCGGGCUCUUUCUGGGAACUAUCUUCGCCUACACUUGGGAAAUGCAGGGAAUUGUACUCGCAUCCACGCGCUAUACGGCCUGGGGUGAGAUGCUUACCCUCAUCGAAAAAGCAAGGAACAUGUGCCGUGGCAUCUUCCAGUUCCCUGGCUUCGUCUGUCUUUGCCUGGAAAACGGGAUGUUCAGUCAUGGACACCUUGCCGUGCUCCCGAAUAACCCGUAA